Molecule: messenger RNA, 3264 nt
Organism: Fusarium poae
Lineage: Eukaryota; Fungi; Ascomycota; Sordariomycetes; Hypocreales; Nectriaceae
Exons: 3
Coding region: 1-3264 (1087 amino acids)
Source: RefSeq, a predicted model, not a curated record
AUGGAGGGCGACGAACCCGCUGAAUCGUCUCAGUCCAAAGGACCACGCUUCGCCACGAGUGAUCGCGCUGUCUACACCGUCGGCAAACACACAGUUAUUCUCUCCAUCUCAAAGUCACCUGAAGUCAUUGACGCAAACUUUGCUUUCGACACAGAAUCAUGUCUUAUCUACGCUGAACGCAUUGAGAUACGAGGCUCUCUGAACAUACCCGGUAGAAGUAUCGGAAUCUUUUGCUCAGAACUCCAGCUAUUUCCCAUUAGCGGUGAAACACAUUGUACAAUUGAUGUUAGUGGAAAAAACGGUUCUCCACCAUCAGCUAAUACCCCCAACACCGCUCAUGGUGAGGCUGGUGGCAACAUUGAAGUUUUUGUGGAGGAUUUGGAGAGUUUACAAGUCAACAAAUUCAUGUUACGUUCUGCCGGCGGAAACGGAGUAUCUGGAUGGGAUGCCACACAAGGCGUGGGUGGGAAGGGAGGAAAUGGUGGCCAUGGUGGCCGAAUAACUGUUGUAUACGCCAAUCCCGUAUAUGAGUUUCUGGGGCGACUUUAUGACAUGCGAAGCGCUUCCUGGCCAGAGAAACUCCGCGUGGUCCAAGGUUUCCUUAGCACUACCAUGCCAAGCCUAGCGACACCAAAACUGUCUACCCAGGUGCUAGAGAGUUUGAAAAAGAUACCAAGUACAUAUGGUAGAUAUCGUGAUCUUAUAGAGCAGCUGGGGUAUGGCGUGAAGAGCAUUCUAUAUCCUCAAAACGCUAUGGUAUCGCUCCCGAACGAAGAUCUCGAGAAAGUGGCCACAGACGCUCUCGAAACACUCAAGUCUCAUCUGGAUGCAGGAGAAACUCCCGAACUCAAUGAUGCAUUUAGAUUCGAGUAUCUGGACACGCUGAAGGAAACGAUUACCAAGUGGCUUGCUGAUCGAGAAGAUAACGACGAUGUGGAGUACAAAGAUCUUAUGGUGUUACUGGCAUCGCUGUCAUCUAAAUUGGCAACCUCGACGCAAGAUACACGUCUUACCAGUCUCUUACAUGCUCUUGAGCAGAAUCUAAACGACUGCGUCCAGGAGACAAAUGUCCACAUUUUGAACUGCGUUACAGUAACUGGAGGUUCGGGCAAUCCUGGUGGCCGAAGUGCUGCAGGGUUUGACCCAAAAUUUGGAGAGCACGGCCUGCAUGGUAAACCAGGAACAGUUGAGGCCACAGCCAUCUGUCUUUCAGGUAGCGAGGUGGUGAUUGGUGCUAUAUCAAAAGUCCCCUUCGCCUUCAUCCAUCCUGAUCAAUGCCGCAUGCUCCUCAAACAGGCAGAAGCCCUUUACUUCGCCUCUGGGCCGGGUGACUGGAAAACCGCUGAAGAUUUGCUUGCGAAAAUAGAGCGAAGAUUGUGCUUUGUUCCCAGUCUUGUAAAAGAAGUCAAAUCGCCUUCCCCUUCACCAAAUCCUUCACCACUGCUACAAGCCUACGGCGUUAUGGAGUUUUCCAAUCACCUCACCUUGCAUGCUAUCGGGCAAUUGAAUGCAUGCUACAAUAAUGCCAGGACCUGGCGUGCACGGUUAGCCCUGGGCUAUGACAUGUUCAAUCAUGCUCCCAAUUGGGCUCCUCGUUUUUCGGUAACUUUCUACGAGAAACAGUUAUCAAAACAAUUGAGGUAUCUCUCUGAAUUGGAAUCAAAAACCAAGAACUACGAGAACCAAGCUCAAGACGAUAUCGCAGCGCGUCAAUUCGCACUUGAAGGUUUACAGGCAACACAUUACUGCCUCAAUCAGGCUAGAGCUAUGGUUAGCGCAAUUGCUGGUGACAACGGAUUCUUACAGCUUACUGGUGCGAGGAUCGUUUUGUUAACCUCUACGGUACAAGAGAAACGAGGAUUCAUAGUAAAGCUGAUUGCGAACCUCAAACAGGCUCUCAGUAAAGUUCUGGAUUGGGACAUAGAAAAGACUGUCGAGGCGUUAUCGUCGUUAUGCUUUGCACCAACUUCUUUCAACUUUGCGGUACAAUCGUUUGGUUUGGGCUACAAGACGGUCUCCGACAUUACUGACCAGGAGGGUAAUCAUGUCAAGAAAGAAUACGUGAUCAAAAAGAUGGUCAAGUCUGGCAAGACUCUCGAGUCUCUGCAAGAGGUCUUUUCGGUCAAUAGAGACGGAGAAAUAUCGGUGGAUGAUCCUUCAGCCUUGAAGAUCACAGCCACAGCCGAGGAGAUCAAAUCUCUGAUUGAGCAGUUUCGCGCAAAGCUGCCAAAGGACAAGUCAGAAGAACUUCUCGAGAGGUUAGAUGGCUUCCUAGACCUUAUCCUCACACGCAACCGAGAGGUGCUCAACUACAAUAUGGCAUUGGUGUCACUCAAGGAGGCGCGCGAUGCAGUGGAACUCAAUACCAAGAGGAGCGACAGUUAUGCCAAACAAAAAAUGGAACUUGAUCCUAAUAUACCGGCGGUUGCGUUUUGGCUCCGCGAUAUGCGCGAUAACUUACGUCUUGAAGUCAUGCGUCUACUCAACUUUCAAAGUCGUGCACUACAAUUCUGGGCACUUGUGGAACCGACAGCCUUUUCAGGAAGUUCAGGACCACUAAGGGAUGGUUCUGACCUAGACGUCGAUUGCUCUUUGCUAGUCAAGGAUUUCGAAGACGGGAUGAAUAAUCUCUAUCGGAACAGUUACUGGUCUACUUGGCCUAAUCCUCCAGUAAUCGGUGGUCAUGGUAGUGUGUUAUACCAAUUGUCACCUGCCGAGUUGAACACAUUCAAGACAAAAAUUCAGGGUGUUCACACAGUACCUGUAAAGCUCAGUCCUGAGUCUCUGGGUCCAGUGCCACAGAAGCCCAAUGUUCCAAGAUCUCGCCUUUUUGCUGGCAAAUACAACAUCCGUAUCAACCAGGUGUGCGUUUGGCUGCUCAAUGUUCAAGGAGAGCAACCCGACGGCAGAGGCUUGAACACAAUGACAGUUGAUAUUACACACAUGGGUCUCGAAACCUUUCACAGUCCGAAUGGAUCUCGGCGAGAAUUCAAUCACGACUUCGUCAACAUGCAGUUUCAGUUUGAGUACGACAAGGUCAAAACCUUGGACGAUUGCACUGGAGAUCGAGUGCAUAGCAGACAGGACAUCACAAACAAUUACGUACAUGGUGAUGUUACGGAAAGCUCGGUAGCGGCUAUAGGUCCAUAUGCAACAUGGCUAUUGAAGAUUGAUACAAAUGACAACCCCGGUAUCAAUAUUCAGGGGAAGGACAUUCAGGUUUUCAUAGAGUUCCAUGGAGCUAGCAUGAGCAGAGCUGUUUAG